ACCCUUGAAAUCUCUGCAGCUUUCGGUUCAUUUGCACUUUGUUAAGGUCGUAACAGCGAGGGUGUGGUUCUGCUUGCAUGUCCUUUCAGGGAAAAAACGCCCGUUUGGUUAUCUACCGAUACGGAGAGACCUCUUCAAUCACUGCAAGCGCAUUCCUUCCGUUCGUGGAGAGCGCGCAUUAGUCGCAGGGAUUGGGAGAGAGCAACACACACUACGGGAGGAAUUCCAUGGCUACCUUAAAUCAUAUGCUGACAUAGCAAGAACCCGCUCGAGCUCUACCCUUCCAUAUCCGAGAGGGACGGACUAGGUGUCACCCCCCCCCCCCCCCCCCCCCCCCCCACGACAGACCCCGGAGCACGGACGUCACACAGACAUUACAGGAACGGUGAGCGAGCCAAGUUGGUCAGUCGGUACGCAGCGUGUCGAAGUGAGGACGCGUGUUGCAUACCGCCGCUAUCUGGAUUUACCGGAGAGCUCUUUAUAGCGCGGGGACCUACAUGCCCAAACUGGGGAAACUUGGAAAGUCAAAAACUUUACCGCGAAGCUUUCAAGUUUUCGCCACUAUCAUUGGCUAUCGAAUGGACCCGCACCCCGGCGCGCGAAGCUGCGCGAGCCGCGGCGGUCCUUCCUGCGAGGCCGUGCCCAGCGAGCCCUCCAUGAACGUGUAUAUCCACUCCACCACCGGCACGCGCUUCGAGCUGUCACUACCGCAGGAGGAGACCGUGGAGGGCCUGAAGAAACGGCUCUCCCAGAGGCUGAAAAUACCAAAAGAGAGACUCGCCCUUCUGCACAAAGAGACGCGUCUGAGUUCAGGCCGGCUGCUGGAUCUGGGUGUGACUGACCGGAGCAGACUAACCCUGGUACCCACAGUGGAGGCUGGGCUCAUGUCACAGGCCUCCAGACCAGAGCAGUCCGUCAUGCAGGCUCUGGAGAGCUUAACAGAGACUCAGGUCAGUGACUUCCUGUGUGGCCGGUCCCCCUUGACACUGGCACUGCGUGUUGGAGACCACAUGAUGUUCGUGCAGUUGCAGCUGGCGUCCCAGCAGGCCGUGGGGGGGGCGGGGCUUCAGAGCAGGGGGGGGCGGGGGGGGGGCGGAGGCCCGGGUCUUCCCUCAGGGGGUGCGGCCCCUCGCUCUGGACAACCCCGAGUGCCUCUGCCCCACCACCCUGCCCCCUCCCCCCCACCCUCCCCCGCUGCCUUCCUCUCUCCGCCCCCCACCACACACCAAAACGCCCCUCCUGUCUACAGCUCCACCUCCAGACACAGCUCCCCCCCUCCCCCCUCUCCCUGCCUCCCCCAGCAGAGUGUCUUCCUGUCCCCUCGCCAAGCCCCCCCCAGCCCCCAGAGGCCCCCUCCGCCAGCCUCCAGCCCCCAGCCCAGCUGCAGCACUAAGACCUCUGGUAACAGCUCCUCCUCUCGGUCCCCCGGCGCCAUCAUCGAGAGCUUUGUGAACCACGGCCCAGGAGUGUUCUCUGGAACCUUCUCAGGCACGCUGCACCCUAACUGUCAGGACAGCAGCGGGCGCCCUCGUCGUGACAUCAGCACCAUCCUCCAGAUCCUCAACGACCUGCUCAGCGCUACACGGCACUACCAGGGGGUUCCCCCGUCUCUCAGCCAGCUCCGACAGCACGCCACGCCCUCCCCCCCACCCUGCCCCCCUGCCCCCGCCACGCCCGCCCCCCCCAGCGCACGCACGCCCCCUUUACACCCCCUGGUGCAGAGCCAGAUACACAUGUACAGGCCCCAUGGUGACCGCGUGCGUCAAACGGAGAACCGGGCAACGCGCUGCAAGGUGGAGCGCCUGCAGCUGCUGAUGCAACAGAAGAGGGUCCGGAGGAAGAGCCGGCGUGACCAGCGCGCACCCUACCAUUGGCUGCCAAGCCGCAAGGCUGGGCGGAGCCACAGCAACAGCAGCCUAUCCAGUGAGGGCUCCCUGGAUCUGGACUACGACGAGGCACUGUGGAAACCCGACGUCCAAUCAGACAUGAAGACUGAGUUCCUCAUGGCCUGAGGGGGUGGGGCAGAUCGAGGGGCAGUGGGUGUGGCUGGAGAAGGGGAGGAGCCGGAGGGGACUGCUGAAUACGGAGACGCGUUUGCUGAGGAUUGUGGGAAACGAGGGAUGUUUUAGAUGUGUGGAACUCGUCUCUCUGUCAACGCCUGGGCGGACUAAUUACCAAGUGGACUAAUUACCAGGGAAACUAGUUACCAUGUGGACUGGGGGCGUGUCCUGGGGGUGUGUCCUCGCGUACAACCCCUCCCAUUGGGCAUUCUGUUUUCAGCCUCCAUCAGGGAGCGAGGUUUCUACUCAUACUUAACCUUGUCUCUAUGGAAACAUAACUAUUAUCAUUAUUAUUAUUAAACUCAAUAUGUAGCAUUGUUCACAAAGCAUUCAGGUUUCCACAAACUGGUCUGAUUGGUUGUUGAUUUGCACAUUAUCAUGGAACAGCUGGUCUUGUGUGCAGGAAUGGGUGGGGCUAAUAACGCACUGACUCACAGGAGAUGUACUUUGACAGAACAGAGGAUAUCUACUCAGCAUCCAUGGACGCUGCAGAGGAUGUAAAAUCUAAAUAUGAAAAAUAUAUUUUUUAUUGAACCUCCUAUCUGCUGUUUUGAAAAAACAGACAUCCGCUGAGAAGUGUGUUCAUCCAUCCAUCUACUCAUUCAUACAUUCAUUCAUUCACUCAUCAUGGUUACGAAGCCACAAAUGGUUCUAAACAUAAUUCCCCCCCCCCCCCCCCCCCCCCCCCCCCCCCGAGUCUGAUAGGCCUGGAACAACUAACCCCAUCUGCAGGCUUGUGGGUGUGUGUGGGGAGAAGGAAGUGUUCGUCUAAGUGAUGAAUGGCUGCUUCUCAUUGGUCAGUUCAUGUUAUUGGAGCUAGCCCUGUUGUGUCCUGCUAAAAGUUAGAUACACAGACAAGCAACCCUGACCCUGUCGGUCUGUGUCCAACCCUACCACUACUGCACUCCUUGGGACUGCAGAGAGAGAACCUCAUCCUGUUUCAAGUGGCCUUACCGCUCACCUCUGGGGGCGUUGGUUUUGCUCCUCAGGGGCCUCUCUGUUAGCAGGUGGAGUCUCUAUUUUGUCAAGGCUUCUGUGCCUUAAAACGCAAAGACUAUAUCCUUUCUCGACUCUGGACCGACACAGGAAGUCGCCACACUUUUGUAGUCCUCACGUGAUGGGGGUUGUAGUUCCUUGGGGGGGUUGAAGCACAUAGUGGGAUAAGAUCUAAUGUUGUUCACCGCUCCUUCUCCACUGUGUUAGUCUUUACUGCCAGCAUCCUGACCCUCUGCUAGUUUCACCCCAACCCCUCAUCAAAAAAAUGUAAAACGUUAAUUUAAUUCGUAAUUUUCUAUCUAUGUAUAAACUAUACUCUGUGUGUGCCUCACAUUUGUGUGAAAUUGAAAAAAGAAAUGUAAAAAAAGUACGAAAUAUUAGGAGGGGGGGGUGGACUCAUCAUACACGUUGCCUGCUCUCUAGUUCUUUAUCUUGUAGCCAUGAGGAGAGUCCAGACCAGAGGUCUAGCUAUAGGAGACUGUAGCACGUGUGAGUGUGUUAAUUUAUCAAACCAAAAUGGUAACUGUGAAUUCUGUUUUUCUUCAUGUAUUUUCUGAGUGGGGGGCAGGACAUGCCCCCCCCCUCUCCUGGUCAAACGGAAAUGAGUUUCCCUGCAAAAAAAAGUACAAAACAAGAUAUCAAUAUAUAUUUUUUUCUUAAGCAAUACAUUUCAGUGUGACUUGUGAUAGAUUUUUUUUCUUUUUUAGGUAAUAAAUAAAAAACAAAAGCUGCCAGUCCA
This is a messenger RNA of Hypomesus transpacificus, 3795 nucleotides long. It is a transcript of the gene midn, whose product is annotated as midnolin. The record is from RefSeq and is a predicted model, not a curated record. NCBI's taxonomy places the organism in Eukaryota, Metazoa, Chordata, Actinopteri, Osmeriformes, Osmeridae. Gene Ontology annotation, molecular function: protein binding. Gene Ontology annotation, cellular component: nucleus.